AUGGAGGAGGGAGAAAUCGUGAUCUCGGGCGAUCUCUCCGAUGGGGGGACACCGUCCAGGUGCCAUUCCAGUCUGUAUUCUUCUCCUCUGCCAUGACGGCCCUGGUGAUUUGUUCAUCUGCAUGCCUGUGCUUGUCGGUCGAUGACCAUUUCCGUUGACAUCCCAUUCGUCGCCGUUAUCUGGCACAGUUGUUAGUGUUGGUAUUUUACUGGGGACAAAACGAAGUGAAAGAGACUCGAAAAUCGUAGCAUCAUGCAUUGGGCGAGAGUGGCGAGCGGACUCGUUUGAGAAUUAUGACAAUUUUACACAAAAUGCUUUCGCCGAGUGCUCGCGUGAGCGUCGAAAAUCCAACUCGGAAUAGGGAUGCCCAAAACGCGGGCUCUUUCUAAUUUUUUUCUGAUGCUUUUAAUUAUGGAUUAAAAUUUUCAAAUGGCCCUUUUAUGCUUGGGUGCUACAUUUACUUAUUCGGGCAGAUCGUAUCGAUGCCUUUGACCGAGGAUUAUCUUCAUACUUCCCUAUAUCAAGCUUUUCUAGACUUGGGUCGAGGGUCACAGGAACUCUGACAACUGAUAAUUGGUUUCCAAGAACUUUGACAGUUUUCCUUACCGUCGGUAUUUAUAUUUAUUAGGUGCCAUGUUGGAUUUUUCAAUGAGAUGACUUUAGGCAAGUUGAUUGUUCUGCACUUUCUUUAAAUAAAACCCUCUUUUACCGGUAAAACCCAAUGACCUCAAAGUUGAGAUAGAAAGUCGUUCUCCAUCAUAGAAACAUUAAAGCCUGCUCUCUCACACCACAGCGAAGAGUUACCAGAUUAUGGGCAACUUGGCAAAGAGUUGAUGAUAAGCAUUUUAGUCAGCCUUAAUCUUUCCAAAUACGAACCCUUCAUUGGAUCUAGUCAAUCACUGAUUCAUGGACAUAUUUUUUUAUCGGGAAUUGCUUCUCCCUGGUAUUAUACUGAAAAGCUUCUGUUUGCUUUUGUGUGCCAUAUAUAUUCGUACCGGCAUUCAGGAUUCAACUCGUGGUUUAAUUUAUUAUUAUUAUUUUUUGAUAAUGUAUGUUUCCCAGUCAUCCUGGUCGACUUUCCUCAUGUUAACCGUGAACAUGUGGUCGUGGUCGUGAUCUAUUAUCCAUGAGAAGAAAGCAAAAGUCAAUGGAUUGCUGUUCCUAGACCCAAGGAAGUCUGUAAUUUGCGAAAAACUUUUUCAAAGACAGUGAGUUUCAUAAUUAAAUGACGAAAUUUAUCUGGCACAUCUGGUGAUGCAUUGAAUGUUUUAGUUCGAAUGCAAGGAACCUUAUGACUUUGGGUACCAUGUUUCGUUUGAAUGUAUGUUUGGUAGAAUUUUUUUUAUGUACAUGGAAUUAAUGAACGUUUAUUUGUCAAAUCCUUAUACAUAUUUUUAUCAACGGGAAGAAACCACAAUUUAUACUGUUAUAUUUUCAGAUAUGAAUUGUUGACUAUGGUGAAACAACAUUCCAAAUUCUUGAGGGAGGGGAUGAUAGAUGAGGAUGACACUUCAGAUGUCGAAAUGGAUGUAAAGUUUUGGUAUGAAAUGUUGGAUUUGUACUUCAUAAGAGGAAGAGAGUCUAAGGGGGGGCACGAAGACGACCUCAUCUUUUUCGUCAAAGAUAUGGUAACUUCGCCAAUGACUUUAUUCUCUGUGAAAACUCAUAAGAACCAGGUCGUUUUGAUUUUUGAUUUUGCCCUUCUUUUGCAGAAUUUACAUGGAUAUGGGUUCAAUGACAAUGUUGAGAGUGCUCCCCCUUAUUUUGUCCGGAGGUGGGCAGCCAAGGUAAAGGAAACAUAUUUUUUAUCCUCUUAUAAUGUCCUCCAUUUUUUGCUUCUGUCGUUUGAUUCAGUUAUGAGGCACCACUCUCGUGAGUCAUGCUAAUAAUUCUGUGACUGUUUCCAAGUGUACAGCAUAUAAAAUACUGAAUACUCAAGGGUCCCUAUGAUAUUAGUAAGACUGUCAUUAAAUUCUCUAGAAUCUAGUGACGCGCAUUAGAGGUUCUUUUGAGCAUGUUUAGAUAAGUGAUGCUGCAUCCUGUAUGUAAUUUUUUUUAUAUGAUCCAGUUGGAGAAAGUUGCUGGAGAAAAUUAUGCCGAAGUGGAUUGGAGACGGUCAUUCUACCUUAAUUUCAUAGCGCAUACAUCUUUCACAGUAACUGUUGCCAUUUGCAGGUUAGUGAUGUGAUGAUUUUCCAUGCAUACUUCUUCUUUACAGGCUUAUGCAUUUAUCACAACUUUGAUUUAAACGUUUACCAUCACAGUUGAAAAGAAUUUUAAUCUAUGGUGUAGACCUGUAAUUCUUCUCUGCAUCUUCCUAAACACAAUUUAAGCAUUAGUGAUGGAAAAUACCUCCUAAACCCAUUUAGUUUUUCCUAAAUAACUGAAUUUUUUAUUGAGGCGCGUGUACAGGGAUACUUUCCUAAAUUCCUAGCACUCAGUUUCCCUCUAGAUGGAUCAUGAAUAUCAGAAAGAUCCAAGUAUCUGGAUAAAAAGGCACUACAACUCGAUGAUUUGUCAAAAAACUAGUUGUUCGUUCUAGUACCAUCUUAAGUUCCUAAAAGCUUUUUCCAAGAGAAUUUUUAUGAUGUUCCCAUAAAUUGACUAAUCACUCUAAUAAAAAAUGGGUUCUCAGGUAGAUAAGUAUACCAAUUAUGAGCCCGUGCUUUGUCUGGUCGUUUUUUUUUCCUCGUAAAAUAUCGUUUUAAAUUUUAUUCUAUGGGAGUAGUUUGAAUUCUGACUCUAAACUAUGCUCUUCCAUGUAAAAGGUCCGCAUAUAUUUUCUUUCAGAGAUGAGGAGAAAGCCUACUUUUCCUCUUGCCACCUUGAUCCUUAAAGACUGGAAUCCAAGUAUUUUACCACAAACUCCCCUUUAAGAUACUUUUAAAGUCUCAUCAAUCGUAUAAAAUAAUUAUCAAGAAAGAGAAUACCAUCAGCAUAGGCUAAUGAUAAAAAUACCAAGGAUGUGUGCCAAAAAACGACAUAACAAUCAGUUUGGCUUUUAUGGGACCAGAACUUUAUUGCUGCUAACUGGAUUUCUCAAACAAUAUACAAAGAACCAUGCUUAAGGCCAUAUAUUGACUUUUUAAAGUUGCUGACAUUGAUGCCCUAUAUCUUCCUCUAGGAGUUAUGAUGUCGUCUACCAAUAAAACUGUGGUCAUUGAAUGAAAAAGUAUAUGCUAACAGACUCCCUUCCCAUAGAGAAGUCAGGUUUAAAUGAACUCUUUGGAAUUUGUAACUGCCCUUACACUCUUUUGUAUCACUACCCUAUGAAGAAGAAAAACAUUGGACAUAGCAUAAAGAAAACAUAGAGUUAAAUGAUACGCAGACUGAUGAUUAUAUUGCUUCAGAAGAGCGCCUUAAACACUCUUCUGAUGAUUAAACUGAUGAUUCUAUUUUCUAUUUUGGAAGAAUCAUAAAGAAAUAUCAUCGAUGUUAUAUGAUUAGGCCAUAUAUAUGAAUGCAUUAUUUUCUCUCUCAUUUAUUGUAAAAGGAAAACGAUUGCCAUCCUUCUUAAUAGCUGAAUUAUAAACUUUUUUCGUGAAUAAUUGUUUUACUCAUUUUAAGUCUGCAUCUUCAUUACAGUAUUCAGGAUCUAAAAAGGCAUCAAAGUGGAGCAGAUACACCAUUAUCUCCUGUGUACAAGGUAAAUUGCAAAUAACCUUUCCCAUUUAGAGGCUGAUGGUUCCAUGGAAAAUUUGUGUGGUGGUUGCUUAGUGAUCCACUAAUUCAGAUCAUCUUUGAUGAUCAUGAGUUAGUGACCAACCAGGCCAGAAGUACGUUUUAGGACAAAAAUUCACUUCUCUUCGAUCGUCAAUAUAAUGAUUGUGGAAUGAAAUGUGAACAGUAAUUGAUUUUAUCCCUUGUAUCAGCUGCAAUUGCCCUAAAUCCCAUUGACUUUUACUGUACUGUUUGUGAUCUUAUGGAUAUUUUUUAUUUUGGACUGAUAGCUGAGGAGAAGGUUUGAUGAUAAUGACGGUGAUAAAUUUAUCUUUUGAUAGGUAGUGAAGACAGUGUAUGCAUCCCCCAGUCGUGUAAAUUUCCAGACGAACUUCAGAAAAGUAAGUGUUUCUUGCUUUGGGAAUCCUUUUUCUGAUAUUUUGAUUAUUUAACUCCCAAUUAUUCUACUUUUCACUCUCAGGAGGCAGAAACGAUUCCGGCCUAUCCAAAUAUCUGUUUUGCAAUUAACGACUUUGACGACGCUUUUGAUUCCGUGGUAAGACAUUUGUUCUUGACAUUCUCUCGGCCAUUUUGGUUUAUUGCAUCUGCCUUUAUUGUUUAUGACCAUAUUGGUGACUCCAAUUUAAGAAUGAUCAUUAUUUUUUCUGCAGGGAUGCCAUUAUCUUUAACUGUUUUAUACAGGGACGGUCUUUACUGUAACUUUACUCUAUAAGUUCUCAAGCAUGCGUAUUAAUGUUGAGGUCCAUGAGAUGUGUAGGCAGGAAUGUAGAAGCUCACCUCCCGCAAGAUAAAUUAAAUUAAUUAAAAUGUCUAAAAAAUAAUAAAUUGCUACUAUUCAUAUGAAGAGUGAUUAAUGUUUAAAGGCGAAUGCGCCAAAAACACUAGCGUAAAUGAUAAUCUCAAUCAAUUGUUUCUUUGUUUCCUUUCCUUCCUCAUGACACAUUUACCACAUGUCUUCCUGCUAUUUUCUUUCUUAGUAGUACCGAUAAUGUUUCACUAAAUUGCUUCAUGUUGAUUUGGAAGAGGUGCUAACAAUCCUAUACCAUGCAUCGCGAUUAAACUUGUUAAACAAGAAUUAGCUUUCUCCCUUGUAAAGGAAAAGCGCGUUUCUCUCCUUUUUCAUAUUUAUUUAUUCAUACAGUGAACAUAUGAGUUUGCCAUGGUUUUUCGUCGAUUAAUUUCAUCACGUUUUUCAUUUUUUAGGUCCUAUCAGAAACUGAUCAUUGCUACUGUGUACUUCUCAAUGCUGAUGGUGGAGCUGCUUUCCCUACUGAGGGAAUGCACGAAAAUUCUAGUGGUUUCUGCGGAAGUGACAACGAUUCUAGAAAAUAUACGACCUCUAAGGCAAGUUCCCCUCUCUUUAGUUGAAGAUAGUCGCUUUUGUAUAAUAUAAUUGUACAUCUUAUUCAAUCUCUCAUUAAGAUAUGGUUCAUCCUUCAGUCUGUUUCAGCUGUGCUUGUAAAAUUAACCGUUCAUAACAUAUUUAUGUAUGUAUAUAGACAUCAUAUUUGUACUAGGUUUCUGCGAGGAGUUACUAUGCAGUGUUGUUAGACAGAAAAAAUAAAUCACAUUUAACCUUACAACUUGUUAAAGAUUCAUUGGAGAUCAUACAAAGCAAGGGGAAUACCAUUCUUGACAUUCUCCGCUUGGGUAAGCUAUGGGAAAUAAGAAAAAAUAUGCGUCAUCCAGAUGAAGAAAAAAUGGAAAAAAGAGUGGGCGAAUCGUGUUUAAUAUUUAAUGAUGCUAAUGGACAAGAAAGAAAGAUAUGCAUAUUAAGAAAAGGAAUUUGGUGGAUUCGAAAGAGAAGGUUAUUAUUAUAUAUAAUUCAAGGGCUUUUGGUGUCCAGUCGCUUGGAAAAUUUUAUUUUACAAUGCUCAUCUACCAAAGUUGGUUCCCUGACGUCCUUGGCAUUAGUGACUGGACUGCAAAAGCUGCUGACUUUGAAAUUUCUUUUCCAGAAUAACGGUUCUUCAUAUUGCAGCUAUCUAGUUAAAAUUUUGUCAAGAGGAAGAGGAUAGAAGAUUAUUCAUAGAUCGGAAGAAAGGGUGAACCCUCAAACACAAGCAUAAAAUUGUUUCAAGUGUUAGGUUCCAAAGGGCAUUUAAGAUUAAUGUUGUCCUUUUGUUCAGACAAACAUUUUUUGUGUUUCAAUUACUGCUUAUAAGACUAAUACCUUGACCUGACCCUCUCCAUCAUUUUUCUGUCAUUUUCAUAUUAAGUUCUUAUAAUGUCAAUGGGAAAUAAUUAGCUCUACCACUUAUGCUUGCAGCUCACACUUUUCUCAGGAUUUGUCAGCUAUCCUAUGGUUCGAGAAGCAUAUGAAGGUGAUGACAUUUAGUAAAUCUGCUAGAUUAGUCAAACUUUGGUAUAUAGCCUUUAGAUCAUGUAUGAUGUUCUGUGCCAUAUUUUUCUUUCUCUGAUUAUAUCCCCAAAUAAAAUGACAAAUAUCUAUUAAACAUGCCAAUCUUUCUCUCAUUUAUGUCUCAAAUUCUUCGAGUAGAAUGAUAAUUUUGAGGUUGCCAUGACAUGGUAUCUGGGACCUCCUUUCAGGAGUUGGCUUUUAGUAGCUAUCUGAUCAUAAAAAAAUUCCUAAUUACCGUAUCAUUUUGCUAGAUGACCAUUGCACAUAUUUAUCUCUGUUUAGUUCAUUUAUCUCUCCAACCUUUUCUCAUUGAUUGUCUUCACACUACUAGCUUGCCUACCUCAGGGACGAUUUGUUGAUCACUUUUGAAGGUAUUGAACCCAUUGCAUCAGAAAUUUUUCCAAGGAUAAUUGCUUUCACUUCUGUUGAUAACUAUUUUACGCUUUUCUGGUCAGUAGUGCGAAAUGGAAGCUACCGAACAUCAUAGACUAAACAUGUCUGAAUAACAUGGAGGCAGUUCAUGUCCAUAUUUUUAUGUGGUGAGGAAUUUAGCUUUAUUUGACCUAGUGGUCGCUGCCUUCUAACAUGUGGAACAAAGGAGAAAAGUGACAACGGCUGUGUCCUAAAGCCUUCUAAAGUAGCCAGUUAUAAUACUAUAAUGACAGUUAAAAUAGGUUGUAAGCAGUUUUGCAUAAACUCACAAAGACUGAUAAUGCUGUAACUCCCUGAUGUUCUGAUAUAUGUAGGAAACGUCUAAUAUCUCACGUUGCUUUUCUCUAGUUGCGGAAUGAAAAUUUCUUGACGGAAUUAGAAUUAUAAAGGCCUUAUUUUAUGUUAAGGGCGACCUGCUCUACCUUAGGAAACCUGAUACACCCUUUAAAACGGGAAGAAGAGCCAGCAAGAUAUUAUGGUUUAUUCUUUUUCAAUGACAGUUUUCAAAAUAGAAUAUACUUUUAAAACUUUUUUUUAGUAUUAUUUAUGCAUUCCUGCCCAUUUGGUUUAAUCAUAUCCGGAUGGGAACCAGACCAGCAUCGGUAAUAUGUGAACCUGAUCCAACUGCCUUCCAUGAUUUCGCUUGAGAAUUCUCAAGGAUCCCACAUUAUGUUUGUGUAUAUACAAAAGUCCCUUUAUUAGGGUUUCCCAUGUUACCGUGAGACCUCUCGUAUAAUUCGUUUUAGUAGGUUUUCAGAUAAAUAAAAUAGAUGGAAAUUUUAUGGACACAAACUUUUUGAUAAGGAAGAGACCCUGAUUUUCUAGUAAAGUUAAAUACAGCCUGUUCGAAUUUUUUAGGGAAUGCAUCAAUGCAGUCUGAUUACUAAGAAUGUCGUGGUUACUGUGUGCUCUUUUGGCUUCUGUGUUAAAAUUAUUGAUUGACUGUUAUAUUUCAUAUAUUGAUGCAUUUUUUGGUAUUUUUAAUGCCGGUGUCAAAUUAAUUGCAAUAUAAUCGAUGCCCUGGUUACUGCAGCCGGGAAGUCGAGGUUUGGGAGUCUUUGGCCGAUUGGCAAUGCCCAAGCUAAAACAGACAGGCUUUACAUGAGGGGCCCAGGAGGACGUGGUGAAGUGGAAGUGGCCGUUUCUGGUGUUGCAGGUAUGUGAAAAAUUUAUCUUAACAGCGUGAAUUCGUUUAUAUGGAGGCUAUAAAAUAGGGGCUUUUAAAAUUUAAAUGUCCCUCUUAGAGGAUCCUAGUUUCAUGGUUUGACUUCCUAAGAAAAAUAAAUAAAUAUUCCUAUUUUCAUAACUGGUGGAAAUCAUCGUCACUUUUGUGUCUCAGUAGGAUCUUAGCUUGCCUCUGUGCAAAUAAACGUUCUGUGUGACGUGCAGAUCGGAUGGUGCUAACUGAUUUUUUUUAAUAUUUUUUUUUCAAAGGCAAUAUGUUUUCUUCUAUAUUUAGUUCUUAACUGAAAAUCACCUGCUCUGGCUGUGAACAACAAUUAGACUAUGCCCGUGGAGUGAGAUUGAAUUCGAGAAUUUUCUAGGUUUGAUCUGAUUUAGACACUGGAAUUGCACAUGAAUGUCAUCCUAGAGGAACGUCUUGAUGGUUGAAGGCACAAAGAAAUGGAAAAAAAUAGGACUGUGUCUUUCCCUGAAGCAAGCAGGCAUCUUCUUUUUCUUGAGGAACAUGGGAUGAGGUUGGUUCCGUCCCCCAUCUACAAUAUCUGCAUUCUUCUGCUUCUCACAAUCUCUCUCUUUCUCUCCCUCCACUGCUGCAAUCUGUUUCCCAACCAAGGAAAACCACAUUAAUGUGCAAGUGAUUGUUCUGCUUAUUGUCCUCUAAUAUAUGAUUAUCCAUAGAAGAGAACCUGAGGACAUCGGAAAAUAUAAUCUUCUGUGUAGACCCUGUGUGGUAAGCUGGCAAACUCUUGCCAUCUCUUUACUUCAUUCAUCUUCCCCCGGUAUUUUCCUUGUUUUCUCCCGUCGUCUUCCCUAUGACUUUUCACACCAAACCCAUGCACUUAUUUCCCCCCAUGGAAAUUCGCGUCCCCUUCCCUUUGUUCUUCAGAUCUCCAAUGAAGUUUUCGGUUUCACUCUCACCAAUCCCAUGCAUGUUCACCGCAUUGUGACCCAUGUGGAUCAGUUCCAUCGUUUGCCUUUUUUAAUCUCUCUCUCUCUCUCUCUCUCUCUCUCUCUCUCUCUUUCUAGCUGCUGAAUCUCCUUCCGUUAUUCCAUUUUCUUCUUCACUUUAUUUUCAUUUAUUUGCUCUUCCUCUCCUUCUCAUUCUCUCUUGGAAAUGGUCAGUUAGCCUUCCCACGUGUCUUUCUUCUUUCUUCUUCUUCUUCUGCUGUUUGCAGUUGUAGCAACUGAACGGGGAGGGGGCUGGACUUCUCUAUUUUUCAUUUUGGUGAGCUGUUGGUGACGGGAGGAUCAUGGAUGUGAUUAAGUCGGGGUUUGACCCCCAGAAGAGCUGCCUCCAUUUUCGCUUCCUCUGGCAGUAACUUGUGGUGGGUAGAGCAAACUGGCAGAGGGAAGGGCAACGGUGGGGUCAGCUCUGUGUUGGAGUAGGUGGGGAGUGGUGAAGCUUCACUCAUAGCCUCUUGCCCCAUGCAGGUGAGUGGAGGAAGUGCUGCUAUCUGCAUGUCUGCGUGGGGGUUGGUAGUCAUUGCAUAGGUGGCCACCCAUCUCUCAUAUCUUCUUCGUUUCUUCCUUGCCCGGGAUAUGAGGAGGUGCACUUUGCUGCUGCCAUUCUGCUUUCUUCGCCACACUCCUUGGUUAGAGAGAGAGAAGAGAGAGGAGAGAGAGAGAGAGAGGUCUGGCCUUGAAGGCUCACUGUUCUUUAAAACUCUAAACCAUCGAUUACUGUUUUUAAAAUAAAAACUGCUGCAAUUAAUUGAAUGCAGAUCAAAGUCAGGAGAAUUCCGGGCCUCCAUCACCGCUUCAACUGUCAAAGGAAGGAUUUGGAAUCGGCCUGGGCUCCAUCGUCCGCAGGGCAGCGUCAGCUGCCUCCGAGGCGGCAAAACAGGCCUACGCCGCCGCCUCAGCCACAAUCAAAACCGACGCAGAGCUGCUCCCUCUGAAGUGCUGCUUGAUGUCCGUCGCUCUGCCUUGGGAGAACAUCGCACACGAUCUUCUCUUCAAGGUAUGGCCCUCUCCAUUCCUUCGACACGGCCAUUUAUGGCAGUUUCGCACGGACCCAUGACCCUUCGACUCUUUUCUUUGUCUCAGGCGAGCCCGCCAGUGAAGCUGUGA
Spirodela intermedia is the source of this 9727-nucleotide messenger RNA. Lineage: Eukaryota; Viridiplantae; Streptophyta; Magnoliopsida; Alismatales; Araceae. The record is from the annotation of a GenBank genome assembly.